Lotus japonicus is the source of this 1652-nucleotide messenger RNA. RefSeq names its product AAA-ATPase At2g18193-like. The record is from RefSeq and is a predicted model, not a curated record. NCBI's taxonomy places the organism in Eukaryota, Viridiplantae, Streptophyta, Magnoliopsida, Fabales, Fabaceae. Gene Ontology annotation, molecular function: ATP hydrolysis activity; ATP binding. The coding region runs from base 54 to 1451 and encodes 465 amino acids. The transcript has 2 exons.
ACCUUUCUCUUUCAUCUCUGCACUUUCACCAUAUCUCUUUCAAUUCAUCCACCAUGAGAUCACCUACAGAGGCUCUUUCUUCCUCCUUUACAAGUAUUCGUUCAGCAUCAUCAUGGUUCGAGGUGUAUGCUGCGUUCUCCACAUUGAUGAUGCUUCUACGAGCCGUAGUCAACGAUCUCAUACCCCAUCAAGUUCGAUCCUUCAUCGGGUCAAAGCUCAAAUCGUUCUUCUCAGACCGCCAGAACAGCAACCAGGUCUCACUUCAGAUCGAUAAAUACUGGGAUGGCCAGAGCAACGAGCUCUUCAAAGCUGCCAAAGAGUUUCUCCCAGCAAGGAUCACAGAAACUUACAAAUCGCUCAAAGUGGGGAAAAUCUCAAAGCACAAGAGUGUGAUAGUGGCGGUUGAUGGAAAGCAAGAUGUGUUGGAUGAAUUUGAAGGCAUCAAGCUUAAAUGGAAACUUGUUGAAGCCCUACAACAAGAGGAUCGCAGAUCAAAGGAGAACGAGGAGACUGCGUUUACCUUAACCUUUGAUGAGAAGCACAGGGACAAAGUAAUGAAGAAGUACAUUCCACAUGUUUUAAGCUCCUACAAGGCCAUGAAAGCAGAGCAGAGGACUCUGAAGAUUCAUUCCAUGUCAAACAGGCAUUGGAAACAGAGUGACUUGACACAUCCAGCAACAUUUGACACACUUGCUUUGGAUCCUGAGCUGAAGAAAACCAUUAUUGGUGAUUUAGAACGGUUCUUGAAGAGGAAAGAGCUCUACAAGAAAGUGGGCAAGCCAUGGAAACGUGGCUACCUCUUGUACGGGCCUCCGGGGACCGGAAAAUCUAGCCUAAUUGCUGCUAUGGCAAACUACUUGAAAUUUGAUGUGUAUGAUUUGGAGCUGAGUUCUAUGUAUUCCAACACAGACCUCAUGAGGGCCAUGAGGGACACAUCUAACCAAUCCAUCAUCGUGAUUGAAGACAUAGACUGCAACAAAGAGGUGCUGGCUCGAUCAAAUGCAGACAAUGAUGAUUCAGAUUCAGACUCUGACAUUGAGCAUCCUGUUAAGAAGGUUGUUACGAUGACCAAGAGUUUUACUCUUUCGGGUUUGCUUAACUACAUGGAUGGAUUAUGGUCAAGCUGUGGAGAAGAGAGGAUUAUAGUAUUUACAACAAAUCACAGAGACAAAAUAGACCCGGCUUUGCUGAGGCCGGGUCGAAUGGACUUGCAUAUUCACUUGUCCUUCCUUAGAGCCAAGGCAUUCCGAAUCUUAGCUUUUAAUUAUCUGGGAAUUGAAGGAGAUCACCCACUCUUUGAACCAAUUGAAGAGCUACUGGAAAAAGUAGAGGUCACCCCAGCUGUGGUGGCAGAGCACUUGCUGAGAAGUGAGGACCCUGACGUUGCUUUGGAAGGACUUGUGAACUUUAUCAAGGAAAAGGACGUGGAUGGCCUAACUUCAGGUUCAUGAAUGAGACUUUUAUGUCAGCAUGUUUAGAGCUCUCAUCGCCAAUUGGAUAAGGAGUAGUAUUAAAAAAUAAAAAAUUGACCUUUGCUUUUGUAGUGAUUCAGAUGGCUACUUACAUUUCAAAAAGCUCUGUAGAUUCUGAUUAUCUGAUGUUUACCAUAAUUUCAAUAAUCUAAAUUAUGACAUUAGCAGAGUUUUGUGUUA